AUGAGUGUUGUUACAUGGAGCAUAUUUAUAAUCAUUUUCACUGUGGAAUUCAUAAUUGGAAGUUUAGGAAAUGGAUUCAUAGCAGUAUUAUACUACAUCUACUGGACUAAAAGAGGAAAGAUCUCAUUGGCUGAUAAGAUCCUCACUGGUCUGGCAGUCUCCAGGAUUUUUUUCAUCUGGUUAACAGUUGUGAAUAUACUCCUACACAUGUUUCCUUCAGAUUUUCUAAACAUUGAGAUAUUUCCAUCUGUUUUGUUUCUGUGGAGUGUGGCCAGCCAUUUCAGCACCUGGUUUGCUACCUGCCUCAGCAUCUUUUAUUUCUUCAAGAUAGCCAAUUUUUCCAACUCUACUUUUCUUUAUCUGAAGUGGAGAAUUAAGAAGGUGGUCUCAGUGACACUACUGGCAUCUCUGGUUCUCUUAUUUGCAAAUAUUGUACUGCUGAACAUACAUGGUAUUAUCUGGGUUGAUGAACAUAAAAGAAAUGCUUCUUUCAACUCAAAAUUUAAGAGCUAUGGACGAAAUUCUAAAUUUAUUAUAUACAUAUUUAUUUUCUGGUUUGUAAUCCCCUUCCAAGUGUCCCUGACAACUUCUCUCCUGCUGAUCUUCUCCCUACGGAAACAUCUGAAGAGAAUGCAGCACAGUGCCAAAGGCCCCAGGGAUGCCAGCACCACGGCCCACAUCAAGGCCCUGCACACCGUCAUCACCUUCCUCCUACUGUAUACCAUUUUCUUUAUAUCUCAAGUUUUCCAAGUCUGGGACUCUAACUUAAUCCACCAUACUCUAGCCAUCUUUCUUUGCCAGACUGCUGGAAUGGCCUUUCCUUCGGGUCACUCCUGUGUCCUCAUUCUAGCAAAUACUAAACUACGGCAAGGCUCUCUCUCUAUGCUGUGGUGGCUGAGGCGCAGCCUAAAGUCUUGA
Messenger RNA from Nannospalax galili (Upper Galilee mountains blind mole rat), 918 nucleotides. RefSeq names its product taste receptor type 2 member 140-like. Bases 1 to 918 code for a protein of 305 amino acids. The record is from RefSeq and is a predicted model, not a curated record. Gene Ontology annotation, cellular component: membrane. Gene Ontology annotation, biological process: G protein-coupled receptor signaling pathway; sensory perception of taste; detection of chemical stimulus involved in sensory perception of bitter taste. The transcript has a single exon. Gene Ontology annotation, molecular function: bitter taste receptor activity; G protein-coupled receptor activity. Lineage: Eukaryota; Metazoa; Chordata; Mammalia; Rodentia; Spalacidae.